This is a messenger RNA of Myzus persicae (green peach aphid), 516 nucleotides long. RefSeq lists its product as uncharacterized. The annotation marks the transcript as partial. The record is from RefSeq and is a predicted model, not a curated record. NCBI's taxonomy places the organism in Eukaryota, Metazoa, Arthropoda, Insecta, Hemiptera, Aphididae. The transcript is spliced from 3 exons.
AAAACAGUUUUGAAUUAUUUGGCCUAUUUAAAAACAGAAGUAACAAGAAUAAGUGAUAAGCAGCAAAAUAUAGAGCAAAUGUUGUUGGAUAUAAAAUCAUCAUCAAAAAUCUCAAGAAGUGCACAAGAUGAGUUCAUUUAUAAUAAUAACGAAGUCGAUUAUUUCAUAUCAAGUUGGCCAAUUUUAGAUAACGAAGGACUUAAUAAUUUAGAAGACAAAAUACAAACUGACAUGAAUUUUAAAAAACAAGUUGUAUGCGAACUAGCUAGAAUUGGCGGAAAAUCUUUAAAAAAUAUAAUUUAUAAGAUAAUGCAGAAUGUUUUUGAUGAUAGAUUGUUAAUGCAGUAUACAUAUUAUGGUUUAAGGAACAAAAAUAAUUUUUCAUUGUUGUCUAUUAACAAAUUAAUCUUUGAUGCUGUAAAAAAGUCCAAGUAUAAUGCUUCUAAUGACGAUGAAAUUAUAACUUCAAUUGCUAAAUGGCUAACAAGUGCAAAAGGAAGAAUUGAGGGUAAAUAA